Penicillium diatomitis is the source of this 1452-nucleotide messenger RNA. RefSeq names its product C78 family peptidase. The record is from RefSeq and is a predicted model, not a curated record. The transcript is spliced from 6 exons. The coding region runs from base 1 to 1452 and encodes 483 amino acids. Lineage: Eukaryota; Fungi; Ascomycota; Eurotiomycetes; Eurotiales; Aspergillaceae.
AUGAAUCAACCCCAAACAUUAUCAUGUCCCUUCUGUUCAUUCUCCGACACGGACGCCAGCUUUCUGCAAAUGCACAUUGACCAUUGCCACCCAGAGAAUGGCGACUGGCAAACACCAUUGCAUUCUUCAGAACUGAAUGCAUGGGAAGAUAUGGGAUCACGCUCGCGCUCUCCUCUACCGCGAGCACUAUCUGAAGACCCAGCAGAGAAAUAUGUUGACUGUCCGCAUGGUUGCGGCGAGACAGUCACCACUGCUGAGUUGUCCACCCAUUUGGAUCUUCACCUUGCAGAAGGGAUUGCUUUUGAAGAUGCUGAUGCGGAUUCCAUCCCUGUGGUCGCGGAUGACUCUGCGAAUUCUGAUAUGUAUGAUAUGCCACUUAAACAUGAAGACCAACUGGAUCUCCAGGGAGCUUUAGAAGGGGGCAAGCGUGGCUCGGGGCGGAAUAUGGCCCGAAGCCAUAAUGUCGCCAAACCUACCAGAGCCAAAAGUCCGCCACGCAUCCGAGGAGAAGACGGUGCAAUAAGACUUGGACGCGCGGAACUGGGCCCUCAUGCCCAUGAAAAGAAAAUGCCCUCAUGGCUCAAACACAUGCUUGAAAAGGGCGGUCGAACUUCGAAGCAGACUCACAUCACCUCCGAUGGCAAACUCGCACGGCAGACCACCGUGGAGAAUGAGACCGACAAACUCAUUCCAAUCAUUGCGAAGCUCUGCGAGCAAGAUGCAACCUGUCAGCGUGCGUUUCUGUGCAAUACCAAGGUGCGGCAUAUCUGCAAACUCUCCCGCGAGGGUGGGUUCUGCGGCUAUCGAAACAUCCAGAUGCUGGUGUCGUAUAUCACAAAAACACAAGCUUAUGGCCAUUCACAUUUUCCUCAUGGCAUCCCCUCAAUACUUGACCUGCAGGACAUGAUUGAACAAGCAUGGGAUAUGGGCUUCAACAGUACCGGGAGAACGGAGACGGGUGGCAUCAAGGGAACAAGAAAGUUCAUUGGGACUCCAGAAGCGCAAGCUCUAUUCCAGAGCCUCGGAAUUCCAUGUGAUGCCAGCAGUAUCGCUUCGAGCGAGACAAUACCCGCCCACGAUCAACUGUACAUGGAAAUUGCCAAUUAUUUCCGUGCUGCCUGCCCUGUUGACGACGAGUCAAUCAAGGUCUUCCAGACCGAUCUGCCACCCAUAUAUUUUCAGCACGACGGCCACUCAAUGACCAUUGUUGGAUUCGAGAUUCGAGACGACGGGACUGCGAACUUACUCGUAUUUGACCCCAUGUUCAAGACUUCUCCGGCCGUCCAACGCCUAAUAGGUGCCUCGUCAAAUUCAUUGAAAUCUGUCAAUGCAUCUCGUUUACUCAAAGCGUAUCGCCGAGGAAACAAGUACUUGCAUAAAUACAAGCUGUUUGAGAUUUUAAAAUUGAUCCCAGUGCCGGAAGAUACGACGGACAAGGCGAGAUCGAAAUGA